AUGGAAAUCUACUCUGUGUCAUCAAAAUGUGACUCACUGGUGUCGUACGAGUGUGCCAACGGGGUGUGCAUCCCGUGGGUCAGGUUCAAUGACACGGUCAACGAUUGUGGCGAUAACUCGGACGAAGUUGCUGAACCCUGCAAAGCUCCCGCCUUCACGUGCGACACGGGCCAGUGUAUCAAUGUGGAAUGGUACCUUGACGGAGACAACGAUUGCGGAGAUGGUAGUGAUGAACAAAAGAUCAUCACUACCGACUGUUCCAUGGUGAAGACGUGUUGUGGAUGCUCCAUCUAUGUCCCCGACUCCGAGUGCAGGUCAGACACGUGCCAAUGCGUCUCUGGCUUCUACGACAAUGCGCUGCUGACCAACUGUACACGGCGUGUCCUUGGCGACAGCUGUUCCGUCGAUGCCGAUUGUUUCGAUGCGUUCUCGAACAGUAACUGCUCCCAGGGAUACUGCGCAUGUAACUCGGGCUACUACACGAACGCCAAUAGAACAGGCUGUGUCAGAAGACUAAUAGGUGACGCCACCUGUAGUGUUGAUACUGACUGCAGCGACGCCGUAACCAAUAGUAAUUGCACAGGAGGGGCGUGUCUCUGCAACACGGGGUACUAUGUUAGUGCUGAUAAGACACAGUGUGUAAAAAGACUAAUCGGCGACGCCACGUGUACAUUAGAUUCUGAUUGUUCCGACGCAGUCUUCAACAGUAACUGUACAUCAGGCACGUGCCUCUGUAACACCGGCUUCAAUGUGAACGGAAAUGGGACGCAGUGCAUACUGCGCACAAUUGGAGACGCCACCUGUACCGUUGAUACGGAUUGUAGCGAUGCAGUCGCAAACAGUAACUGUACAUCCGGGACUUGUCUCUGCAACACUGGGUUUUUCGUCCAGAAUGGCGGCACCCAGUGCAUUUUGCGACAAAUAGGUGACGCUACGUGCAUUCUUGAUUCCGAUUGUUAUGAUGCCGUUGCCAAUAGUAACUGCACUUCCGGAACAUGUUUAUGUAAUUCCGGUUAUUUUGUUGGAAACAACAACACUGGAUGCGACUUACGAAGUAUAGGGGAUGCGACGUGCAUUGUUGACACUGAUUGCAGCGACGCCGUCUCGAACAGUAACUGCACAGGGGGCGUUUGUCAAUGUAACACCGGGUACCAGGAUGCCAGCAACGGCACUUUUUGCUAUCGACGGACGAUAGGUGACGCCACCUGUUCCUUGGAUACUGAUUGUUCUGAUGCUGUCGCCAAUAGUAACUGUAGUCAAGGAAUCUGCAAAUGCAACACGGGUUUCAAUGUGAAUGCCAACAAUACCAUGUGUACUCUGAGAAAAAUAUCAGAUGCGACGUGUACCAUAGAUACCGAUUGCUCAGACGCUGUUACUAAUAGUAAUUGCACAAACGGCAUAUGUUUAUGUAACACUGGAUUCAACGUUGCUAAUGGUAACAGCAGCUGCAUUUUACGAAAGAUAGGUGACGCCACUUGUAAUCUUGAUUCGGACUGUAGUGACGCUGUACUCAACAGCAACUGUACUCAAAACGUAUGCAUGUGUAACACAGGGUUUCAAGUAUCAGUUGGCAACGACACGUGUGCUAAACGAAAAAUUGCUGACGCCACGUGUACUUUAGACACAGACUGUAGUGAUGCAGUUGCCAAUAGUAACUGCACCAAUGGUGUUUGUCUCUGUGAUAGCGGUUAUCAAGUCUACGGUAACAAUACUCUUUGUACCAUGAGGAAGAUCAACGACGCAACGUGUAGUUUGGAUUCGGACUGUUCAGACGCUGUUACUUAUAGUAACUGCACCAACGGAACGUGCAUGUGUGACAGUGGUUACCAUGUCAACGCUGGACAGGACACGUGUACAAAACGGUUGAUUAGCAACCAGCCCUGUUCCUUGGAUACGGAUUGCAGUGAUGCGGUUGCCAAUAGCAAUUGCACACAAAAUGUCUGCAUGUGCAACACAGGUUACCAGGUCAGUGCCGAUAACACCACAUGCAGUCGAAGACAGGUCGGAGAUGCCAGCUGUUCAAUCGAUACAGAUUGUAGUGAUGCCGUUCCCCAUAGCAACUGUACAAAUAACAUGUGUGCCUGCAAUACGGGUUACCAUGUGAAUUUGAACAGUACCGCUUGUGUGUUAAGACAAAUAGGUGAUGCUACAUGUGGUUUGGACAGUGACUGUUUCGAUGCUGUCGCCCAUAGCAACUGUACGAACGGAGCAUGCGCGUGCAAUAGCGGCUACCAAGUUAAUACUGGAAAUGACACAUGUGUCAUCAGAAAGAUCGGCGAUGCAACAUGUUCCGUUGACACUGACUGUUCAGACGCUGUUACCAAUGGCAACUGUACCAACAAUGUAUGCAUGUGUAACAGCGGUUACCAAGUCGACCUAGCUAACACAAGUUGUGUCUUGAGAAAAAUCAGCGACGCUACUUGUAACCUUGAUUCUGAUUGUUCCGAUGCCGUCUCCAAUAGCAACUGCACAGGCGGAACCUGCCUCUGCAACACCGGAUAUUACGUCAGCGCCGACAACACCACGUGCACGUUGAGAAAAAUAGGAGAUGCCACGUGUUCACUUGACACAGACUGCAGGGAUGCCGUAACCAAUAGCAACUGCACAAACAACAUCUGCCAGUGUAACAGUGGGUUCCAGGAGAAGGGUAACAGCACAGCCUGCCUGAAACGUAAGUUUGUAUGUAAACAUGUGACGUCAUACGCACUUCUGCACUCCACUAAGUUACAAGCAAAUGAGCUGCGCUACCAAAAAGGAAUGGAACAAACCUGCGUUAUCAAAUGCUGUCUACUUUUUUCGGGGCAUCAUGUGGUGCACCGACUAAAACGCUAUUGCAUCGGAGCAAAACUCCACCAUCACAUAUCACAUAUGUACAGAACAAAGAUUCGUUUUAAGAUAUUACAACUAACGCAAUCUACAGGAAUCAUUGGUGACGCUUGCCUGCUGAAUACUGACUGCGCAGACGCGGUAGGAAACAGCAUGUGUUACCAAGGCAACUGCACAUGUGAAAAUGGAUUCUUGGUAAGGAACAAUGGUACAUUCUGCAAAAAACAAAUCGUUGACAAGUGGGCCCCGACCCAUUUUGGACUGCUUUCUUUGCUUUAUGCAUCAGUAAGUACCGUUCAAAUGACCUCUCUCAUUUCGGCCUUCCCGCAAUUACCGGAAAACCUGCUCAGAACGAUUAUCACAAAGUUGUUUAAAGACAUUGUUUCGUUAGGUAUCAUUGGCGACCAGUGUGAAGUUGAUGUGGAUUGCUCUGCAGCAGUUGGGUCCAGCUAUUGCCCGAAGGGUAUCUGCCAAUGCGAGAGUGGCCAUUAUGCGAAGGACAGCGGGACGACCUGCAAGAAACGUCUGAUCGGAGAUGCCUGCCUCACACAUGAAGACUGCUCCACCGUCAUCAACAACAGUACCUGUGGUGACUUCUAUAAUUGUACCUGCGUUAGAGGAUAUUACCCCUCGGACGAGUUGACUGGCUGCCUAGAAGGUAAGAACGUGAAUCGACAAAUGGUUUCAAAGAACUACCAAGAACAGGUCAGUCUAUACGAAGGCCGGUGA
This is a messenger RNA of Lineus longissimus, 3555 nucleotides long. Its product is annotated as fibrillin-1-like. The record is from RefSeq and is a predicted model, not a curated record. The transcript has 11 exons. Gene Ontology annotation, molecular function: protein binding. Bases 1 to 3555 code for a protein of 1184 amino acids. Lineage: Eukaryota; Metazoa; Nemertea; Pilidiophora; Heteronemertea; Lineidae.